AUGGGUUUGACCUGGCCAUGGACUGGCCCUGUAGUUCCUGCAACUCUUUUUCCAUACUUGGUUGGUAUAGUGGUCCAAUUCAAAUAUGAGCAGAUUGCAAGAUAUUGGAAGUCACCAUCAUGGGUUGCUAUUCCUUUUAUCUUUCAUGUUGGCAAUGGUUUAUCAAAAGAUUACAAAGCUCAGAAAGUUUGGUCUCUAAUUUUUAUUUUUUUCCCAACCUUCCUUUUCUCUACGAGCAUUUUCCGCUUUGGCCGAAGAAUUUGUGAAGGGUUGUGUUCAUGCAACGGUUUGAUAUGGUAUGCAGCAGAAGAUAGAUGUGGAGUGGUUGUUAAAGAAGCAAAUCGGAGUGGAAAUAUAGCAGGAACAUGCCCAUUGAAGGACAACGACAUUCUUUUGACAGCAAGAGCUUUGGAUGAUUCCAAUGAAGUAAGAAACACAAUUGCUGUUGUGAAUGAGUUGUCCAAGGAAAUGAGACAAAUUUUGCUUUCUCAUCCUGCGAAUCCUAAAUGUGCUCCAGGAGGAAAGAACAUAGCAAGUGUAGUCCUUUUAGGAGACUCUGGCAUUUGAAUAAAGGCUUGUUCUUUCAUUUUAUUUGAUAAUUGAUACAUUAUCUUUCAAGCACUGACUUGAUCCACAAAGAAAAAAACUAACUUUGAUGCUUCGUAACCCAUUUAUGUAUUAUGCUACUUCAAAGGAGUACACAUUCAACAUGUAG
Messenger RNA from Glycine soja, 715 nucleotides. RefSeq lists its product as uncharacterized. The record is from RefSeq and is a predicted model, not a curated record. The transcript has 4 exons. The coding region runs from base 1 to 567 and encodes 188 amino acids. NCBI's taxonomy places the organism in Eukaryota, Viridiplantae, Streptophyta, Magnoliopsida, Fabales, Fabaceae.